This is a messenger RNA of Ectocarpus siliculosus, 231 nucleotides long. The record is from the annotation of a GenBank genome assembly. Lineage: Eukaryota; Phaeophyceae; Ectocarpales; Ectocarpaceae.
AUGCAGGCGGCUGCCGCACCCUUGGCGGUCGAAGCGCGGCCGUCGGUGGCGGUGCUUCCCGAAACGACGCGCCAGGCGAUGCUGCUGAGAUCCUCGGCGUGGCGGGGAGGCUGGUCCGUACCCGCGGGCCUUGGCGGUGUAUCUUCUCGCAAGGACGACAGCCGUCGGCUUCGGUGGGAGAGGUGCGCUGCAACGGCACCGCUGAAGCCGCCGCCGCCGCUGCCGGCGUGA